UCUGCUACAGUCUGGAAGUGUGUUAGUGUAUCCGGACGCAGUUCAUGCGCCACUUAAAACGAAACGAAACGAAACAAAAAAAACAAUAAAACGCCUGGACAAAAACUUUUUGGCGGAUACGGCUGCUUGUUCCUGGCAUUUCAUAGCAGCAGCAAAACGUUUUUCUCUCUGUUUGUUCACAGUAGCGUAACAGGAUGGCAGCAAUCAAGGCACUGCAGCAAUGGUGCAAAAUUCAGUGUGAUGGCUAUCGAAAUGUGAAUAUCGUCAAUAUGACAACGUCGUUCAGGGACGGACUGGCCUUUUGCGCACUUAUCCACAAGCACAGACCGGACCUCAUAAACUAUGACUCUCUCACUGAGGAAAAUGUUUAUGACAACAACCACUUGGCCUUUCGUGUGGCGGAGGAGCACCUGGGCAUUCCGGCGCUGCUGGACGCCGAGGACAUGGUGGCUCUGAGGGUCCCUGACCGGCUCAGCAUCCUCACCUACGUGUCCCAGUACCACAACUACUUCAACGGCCGUGCCCCCAGUGGGGGUGUGGGAGGCGUCAAGAGACCGGCUGAGGGCUUCAAAGAGGGGCCUUCUGGGAAGAAGAACCUUCCGGUAAUCGCCAAGCCCCUCCCCUGCAAACUGGCAGUUGAGAAUCGCCCGCCCCUGGACACUACAGUCACCGCACCCUCUGGGCGUUCGCCAAAACUACCCCGUACUGCCGACAAGAAGGAAGUUUUGGUGGAGAGCUCCAAUAAGACGGGGACCAUCAGCAGCACCUGUGUGGUCUGUAAGCACCAUGUUCACCUUGUCCAACGCCACCUGGUGGAUGGGAAGCUGUACCACAGGAGCUGCUUCAAGUGCUGCGAGUGCUCCAAAACCCUCCUCUCGGGAGCCUAUAAAGCUGGGCCUGAACCAGGGAUCUACACGUGCGCCGUUCACCCGAGCUCCCAGAACAACAGCAAGAAGACCGGACCCACAGGCAAAACUGACACUGCCCCCUCCCCCCACCCCGUCUCCAUCCUCUCUGCCCCAAUCAGGGCAGAGACCAAGCCCGUCGCCCCGCCUCCCGCGGCCAUGCCCUGGACGGCCUCGGCCCAGAGGACCCAGGCGGCGCGCCAGCGCUUCUUCCUAUCCGCUCCCGCCACGGCGGACCCGGAGAGCAGGGGCCCCAGCAGGGCCCUGGAUGAGCAGAGGCCAGACAGAGCCGGCUUGCUGACGAAAGGGAACCUUCCGGAAGGAAACUGCAACAAUAACAACAUCUCCGCAUGUCCAGGGCUCAGAGUGAACGAUGGCUGGGUCCCUUCUUCUGAGGUCUCCAGACCUAAGAGGGGAACGGACAGGCUUGGAACAGCGGAGGGCAAACCAGCUGAACCUUCGAUGCGUCUCAAAACAGUCUCUAACAAGGAAGCGCUAUGGGUAAAGUCCAUGCAGAGAGAGUCUUUAAACCACAUCUCCUCCCGGGUCAAAGAUGUUGAGAAGUCGGAGACACCUGCGGACUGGAGGGCCAUGCUGAAGCCAGUGCCAAAUGGACAAGGGCUGAACCUGUUGAUCCCUCCCGCCUCGCCCAUUGCUGUAAUGAUUGACUGGCUGAGAGUGCAGCCACUGCCAUUCUCCCCCAUCCUCACAAGUCCCACGGACUCUGAGGGUGAGGACGCCAGCCUUCAUUCAGCAUUGCCUCAGAACAUCACCAUUACCACCACACCGUCACCACAAACUGAGGCCUGCUGCAGUACUCCUCCCAUUAGCCACGGAAAUGCAAAAACCCCUCCUAAGGAGCCUCAAAACGGGUGUGAAAGUUGGGAUUUCACUAAUGGGACCGGUUCACCAGCCCUAGAUGCUUCUACACCUGAAUCAACUCUACCAAAGGGCAGGACCUUAGGUGUCCCUACAGAACAGAUCCAGCUGGAGCUGCAGGAGAUCGAGGAGCACCUGGGCCACCUGGAGAAGCAGGGAGUGGAGAUGGAGAAGCGACUUCGCCACUGCGAGGCGGAAGGAGAAGAGGCUGUAUUGGACUCCUUAAUGGUGGAAUGGUUCAACCUGAUCCAUACCAAGCAGGUUUACAUCCGAAGGGAAUCUGAGCUCGUCUACAUCGCAAAGACCCAGGAUCUGGAGGAGCUGCAGCCGGGAGUGGAGGGGGAGCUGAGGAGACUGAUGGACACUCCCGAGCAUUUGAAGAGCGCAGUGGACCGGCAGAGGGAAGAGCAGCUGAUGGAGAAGCUGAUGGAGAUCGUCAACGACCGGAACGCCAUCGUGGUGGUGCUGGACGAAGACCGGCUGAGGGAGGAAGAGGAAGAUCAACAGCUGCAUGAAAUGAUGGAAAAGCUUGGCAAACCGAAACAGAAGGAGAAAAGCAAGACGAAAUCUCCCAUAAAGAAGUUGUUUCGGCGGAUGAGUAAAAAAGACAGUGUGAAGAAUUGACCGUCAGGGAGUCUGUGCUGGUGGGAAGGUUCGGCUGUAGGCUUUGAGGCCACUUGCUUUUAGUUUGAAUGUGGUUUCACAUCCAGUGGGUUUUUGAACAGGGCCUCUUUAAGCAUUGUGAAGAGGACCACUUGUUUAAGGUGCGUCUGUACUGUACAUGCACAAAUUGCUAACCGGCUAAUUUCAUCCAGUGUAGCUGAGAUUUUGUGAUUUAUAGUGGGUUUUCAGCAAUCAUUUUAAUCGUAUGAUUUAAAACUGUUAAAAUAUUGGUGUCUAACUGGCCUCUGGACUAUUUGAGAAGGUUCUUAUUGCUCAGCAAAAAAAAAAAAAACCCAAAAAAACAAUUGUUUCACCAUUUUAAUGAACAUGGGAGGUGGGUUAUAUGGCAUAGUUCACAAAUUAAUCUAGUUUUGAAAUGGUUUUGUUCAUAACUGGUUCAUAUCUGGAGUAAUGAUUCUUUUAUUUUUUUUCCUGGAUUUACUGACCUGUGUUAAUAGUUUGUGUUGUUUUUUUGUGCUAAUUUUAAGUCCCCGUUCUGAUUAUUCUGUAUUUUUAAAGGUCACUGUUCAACGAUCAAAACAAUAGUUCAAUGGGUGAAUUUUUAUGAAAGUUGUAAUACAAGACACAUUUUUAAAAGUGCAAAAUAGUCCUGAAUAUGAAUUCUUAUAUAUUUAAUGACAGGUGUGUUUUAUUUUGGUACAGGUAUGUGGAACUGUUCAUCAAAUUUCUCAUGCAUUGUGUGAAUUGGGAGUUCCUGUGUCACUUGUAGGGGUUUAUGGUAUCCAGUUGUGUUGGUGUUUUUCAGCCAUUAGGUGGCAGUGUUGAGUUGCAUUAUAACCAAACCCCACAAAAAGCCAUAACCCCGACUAAAUUGGCCGCCUUAAGUUCAUAUAAUUUUGUCUCGAACUCAACCAAUACCCCUAAACUGAGGCUAAUUAAAGCGACUGUAAUUUCAUUAUUUUUGUCCCUUUCAUUAUUUUGUUCAAAAAGAAAUGUUUCUUUUUACCCGUUUUUGCAAUGUGUGAACUUCUGUAAUGCAUUGGAAUUAGAAACUUUUUUUAGAUUGCUGGAGACCAGCUGAAAGAACUGGAGCAUGUGAUUGAUGCCUUUAGAGGAAAGCUUUUUAAGGUGUACUGUAUAAGAAUGAUUAAUGUGGGUGUACAUACAUAUUAUUUAUACCGUAUUUAUAUACAUUUUAAGAGUUUGCAGUCAAAUAAAGCAAUUAAUAUUGUGCAAUUUAA
Molecule: messenger RNA, 3649 nt
Organism: Conger conger (European conger)
Lineage: Eukaryota; Metazoa; Chordata; Actinopteri; Anguilliformes; Congridae
Gene: micall2a
Product: mical-like 2a
Exons: 17
Coding region: 195-2408 (737 amino acids)
Molecular function (GO): protein binding
Source: RefSeq, a predicted model, not a curated record